GAUUGAGGUUAGGUGCAAAGCUCAUGCCUACAACCGUAUAAAUUCCAAUAUUUAUUUUAUUUUUGUUUUUCAUAAAUUUGAUGAAUCAAGAAAAUUAAGUAAAAUGAAUUAUAUAUGUGAAUUGCGAACGUUGCUUCGUCAUGCAAUGCGAUUUCAACCAAAUCGUUUGAGUGUGGCCAAUUACUCAAAAAGUGUCGAACCAAAGGACGAUGAAGUCUACGACGAAGACAACGAUGGUAAAUUGAGUGUAUCAGAUGUUUUACAAGACGAUGUGGAUUUAACCGAACGUGAACAGCAAAUAGAGCUCAUGAGAAAUAAAUCUCGUUUGAAUACAACACAUCGAAAUAUUGUAUUCAAUAUGCCAUCGUUAGGUGAACAAAAAUGGGAUAAAACAUUGGACUAUAGUCGAAAACAAUUUGGUCGUUUUGGUUCAAAAAGCGGCGUUGAUCCACGUCUAUGCUUUUAUUCGCCAGAAGAAGCUGCCGAUAAAGCUGAAUACGAACGGGUCGCUUAUCCAUAUACAAUUCAGGAAAUUAUUGCAGCAAAUAAAAAAGCAAAGGCCGACAAAAUGGCAAAAAGACGUGAACGUGAAGAUAAAAUCGCACAAAAUCUCACCAAAUUGGAUAAAUGGAUGGUUGAAUUGAAGCAACGUGUUGCUCAAAAAGAGAAAGCAGCAAUUGAAGCGAAAAAGAAGCGCGAACAAGUAUUGGAAGAUAUUCGUCAGGAGUUUGGUUUUAAAAUCGAUCAAAAAGAUCCACGGUUCCAGGCUCUAAUGGAAAGGAAAGAAUUGGAAGAGAAAAAAGCAAAGAAAGCCGCAAAGAAAGCCAAGAAAGAGGAAUAUACGCGUAAAAAAUUGUUAAUGGCGACGGAAAAAGCAAAAGAAACGGACCAAAAAAGUGACACAGUUGAAAGUGACACAGUUAAUGAAGCCGAUGAAGAAGAAGUUGCCGCAAAAUCAGAAGAUUUGCCUAAAAAAAAGGCCAAAAAGGGUAAAGACAAGGAUAGCUCAUCGUCUAGCGACAGCGAAAGUGAUGACGAGGAUAACAACAAGAAGAAAAAAUAAUGCGCUUAGUCCAAGCAUGAACAUUGUCUUUAGUUAUUGUUGAUGGCAUUUUUUAUUCAAUAAAAAAUGAUGUAUUUAAAAAGAAGGAAAAAAAAUACAAUCAGUUUUUUUUAA
This is a messenger RNA of Contarinia nasturtii (swede midge), 1177 nucleotides long. It is a transcript of the gene CRIF, whose product is annotated as stress response protein NST1. Lineage: Eukaryota; Metazoa; Arthropoda; Insecta; Diptera; Cecidomyiidae. The coding region runs from base 104 to 1063 and encodes 319 amino acids. The transcript has a single exon. The record is from RefSeq and is a predicted model, not a curated record. Gene Ontology annotation, cellular component: nucleus.